Ornithorhynchus anatinus (platypus) is the source of this 1313-nucleotide messenger RNA. RefSeq names its product ADP ribosylation factor like GTPase 5C (gene ARL5C). Bases 65 to 604 code for a protein of 179 amino acids. The transcript has 6 exons. Gene Ontology annotation, biological process: intracellular protein transport; protein localization to Golgi membrane; vesicle-mediated transport. Gene Ontology annotation, molecular function: GTP binding; GTPase activity. Gene Ontology annotation, cellular component: cytoplasm; trans-Golgi network. The record is from RefSeq and is a predicted model, not a curated record. Lineage: Eukaryota; Metazoa; Chordata; Mammalia; Monotremata; Ornithorhynchidae.
GGGACCGGGGGCCGGAGCGGCGGCGCUCAGCGGUCUGGGCCGGGCCCCGGGCCCCGGCCGAGCCAUGGGCCAGCUGGUGGCCAAGUUGAUGAGCAUCUUCGGAAACCAGGAACACAAGGUGAUCAUCGUCGGGCUGGACAACGCGGGGAAGACCACCAUUCUCUAUCAGUUUCUGAUGAAUGAGGUGGUCCACACAUCACCGACCAUCGGCAGCAACGUGGAGGAGAUCAUCCUGCAGAAGACGCACUUUCUCAUGUGGGACAUUGGGGGUCAAGAGACCCUCCGCUCCACGUGGAAUACCUACUACUCCAACACUGAGUUUGUCAUCCUGGUGAUAGACAGCACGGACCGAGAGCGGCUUAUGGUGACACGAGAGGAGCUUUACCGGAUGUUGGCUCAUGAGGACCUCCGGGACGCCGCUGUGCUCAUCUUCGCCAACAAACAGGACGUGAAGGAUUCGAUGACCACAUCGGAGAUCUCGAAGACCCUGACCCUCAGCGCCAUCAAGGACCACCCCUGGCACAUCCAGGGCUGCUGUGCCCUCACGGGGGAGGGACUCCCCGCUGGGCUCGAGUGGAUGAAAUCCCAUGCCACUGCCAACUGACUCCCAGCCCCUUGACCUCUGGAUGCCGGGAGCCGAAGCCUAAAGGAGAGAGGCAUUAUUUUUCUAAGGACGCUGCGAGGGAAAGGCCUAUUUAUUAUUUUUCUACUCACGGGGGACCGAGACCCCGAGCCUUCAAUGGACAGUGGGGCAGCAGAGGCGAUGGUCCUGCCCCUGCAGGGAACAGAGCCAGAGGGGAUCCAGGAUCCUGGGGGGGUCCAGUUUCCUCCGCUGCAGCUGAGACUCCAGGGUAGCUGCUGGUGGCGGGGGUGGGGGUGUCACUGGUCCAGCACUGGGAGGGGCUGGGACCCCAAGGUCCGGAAGGAGGUGAGAGGAGACGGCUGCAUCUCUGGCCCCCAUCCUGGACACCGGACACUUUCUCCUACUUGGAGAGUUGGCCAUCAAAGCAUGCUGGAUAAAGGAAGUUGGCAGUGGUUGGGGGUGGUGAUAGGGAAAGGCAUCAUUUGAGGGCUUCUGACACCUCCAGGCGCCCCCACGCCCCCACCCCAGAGACUGUGGUUCGUCCUGCCUGGACCGGCCCAAAUGCUUUGGACUGUAGCCUGUUUUCUGCUUCGAUUUCAGGUUUUUUUCCCCCACCCCGCCCCGUCCCCCCGGGCACUGCAGUGCCUGCCCGUCUGGGUUUUUUUAAGAAGAUUUUUUUAAAAGCGCGUCGGGAAUUUUGUAUUGGAACAAUAAACGCCGUCGGCCGCCA